CAUCAAGAGAGAGAGAGAGAGCAUCAAUGGAGAAAAAGGGAAUAUACAGUUUGGUGUUAAUGGUAGUCUUUAUGGUGGGGAUGGGCUCGGAUGGCAUCCUCGUGGCUACUGCGAAAGAUGAAGAAUACGCUCGCGUUAUCUCUCCAAAAGAGUGGGAUAAGCUCGUGCUCAAGUCCAAACUUCCCGUAAUAGUUCUGUACACGACCAUACCAUGCACCAAAUCCUCAGAUAAACGUUAUAUCCAGACGUGCAGAGUGAACCAGAACGAUUUGAACAGAUUGGCCAAGGAUUUGAAGGGGGUGACUAAUGUGUAUAAAAUAGACAUUGAUGACUAUCCAUUGUUCAAACCAACGGCUAUUAAGUACGGGAUGAAUGGCAAGGAGAGCGGCGCAUUCAUUAAUGGUGGCAAGCUAGAGGGCAAUUGGACGUCUUAGCCCAAGUCAGAACAAUUAUACUCAUUCCUUUUGCAUAGUACAUAGGUUUGUUAGUUUUAUAAACUAACUAUGUGUUACUGUUAGUUUAUAAAUCUGCAUUGCUAUGUGUUUGUUAGUUUUACCUUUCUUUAUUUUAUAUGUAUCUCAAUAAUAUGUAGGUUUUGUGUGUUUUGGUUGUUUCCUCCCUACCUAGUUAUGUACUCCGUUAAUGUUUUACACUGG
Molecule: messenger RNA, 656 nt
Organism: Eruca vesicaria subsp. sativa (arugula)
Lineage: Eukaryota; Viridiplantae; Streptophyta; Magnoliopsida; Brassicales; Brassicaceae
Source: the annotation of a GenBank genome assembly